Molecule: messenger RNA, 3378 nt
Organism: Cryptomeria japonica (Japanese cedar)
Lineage: Eukaryota; Viridiplantae; Streptophyta; Pinopsida; Cupressales; Cupressaceae
Product: disease resistance protein Roq1-like
Exons: 6
Coding region: 1-3378 (1125 amino acids)
Biological process (GO): defense response; signal transduction
Molecular function (GO): ADP binding
Source: RefSeq, a predicted model, not a curated record
AUGGCUUCUUCGUCGUCAUCUCACCAGCAAAAUCCGGAAUUAAAAGCUUUCUCUGGAAUAAAACCUGCCGGCAUAAGAAGGAAGAUUUCUGAAUCUUCAAGACUGUUCGACGUGUUCAUCAACCAUAGAGGCCCUGAUGUCAAACAAACUUUGGCUACUCAACUUUACAACUCCCUUGAGCAGCUGGGAAUACGGACGUUCCUUGAUUCCAAAGAGAAAGAACUAGGAAAUUCGUUUCCUUCUACUAUUGAGACAGCCAUCCGCUCUGCAAAGGUACACAUAGCUAUUUUUUCCAAAGGAUAUGCAGAGUCACCUUGGUGUUUGGAUGAGCUGCUUCUCAUGUUAGAAACUAAGGCCAAAAUUAUCCCUAUAUUUUAUCAAGUGAUGCCUUCUGAUCUCCGCCACAUAGAAAGUGGAGUAUAUGCUGGUGCAUUCAUUAAAUAUGAAAAAAAGGGCAGAUAUGUUGAGAAGCUUGGUGAGUGGAAGGAAGCUCUUCAGUCUCUUUCAUUUAUAGCUGGAGAAGAAUUUCAAAGUGACUGCAAAAACAUAGUUGCAACAGUGCAAAAGGAAUUAGAAAGGAAAAGAUAUUUACACGUCGCCACACAUCCAGUGGGGCUUAAUAAUCUUGUGAAAGAUUUUGAGAUGCGAUGCCUUGAAGAACUUGCACAAGAUUUUGAAAACCAAUGCGGGUUGAAAGAAGGGAAGCAUAGCGCCAAGGUAGUUGGCAUUUUCGGCAUGGGUGGAUCGGGGAAAACAACUCUCUCUAAAGAGUUGUUUAAUCGAAAGAUUUUGAGUUACUCUAGAGCAAGUUUUUUGUUUGAUGUGCGAGAAGCAUCUGUGAGAAACCAGUUACAUUCUUUGCAACUUAAGCUUCUGAAAGAUCUCUUUCAGAAUCAUGAUCUCAGAUUUACGAGUCCAGAGGAAGGAACAAGCUAUCUCAAAGAUAGUUUUCAAAGGAGCCCUCAUUUAAGCUUCCUAAUUGUUGUAGAUGAUAUCGACUAUGUGGAACAGUUAAAUGCUCUAGCGGUCAUGGAUAUCCUAAAUAAUAUUGGUGAUAGUCUUGUUAUUGUCACAACCCGUGACGUUGGGGUGCUUAUAACUGCAGGGAUUACCGUCGGUUAUAAUUUAAGAGGAAUGGAUAGAAAUUAUGGUAGAGAACUCUUUUGCUGGCAUGCCUUUGGCCAACCCCAUCCAUCUAGCGGGUAUGAGAAGCUGGUUGACUCCUUUGUUGAUGUUUGUGGAGGGUUGCCUCUGUCCCUUCAGGUACUGGGCAGGCAUGUUCAUGGUAGAAAUAAGGAUUAUUGGAAUUUGGAAUUAGUUAAAGUUAGAAAAACUCUUCCUCGAGAUAUAAAGAACAGACUGAGAAUAAGUUUCCAUGCAUUGGAUGAUGAAGAAAAACAGGUUUUUAUGGAUAUUGCUUGCUUUUUUAUAGGCGAAGCUAAGAGUAUAGCUGAAAGGUUAUUGAAGGGAUCAGGAUGGAACGCUCAGCAUGCACUAGCAACACUAAAAAAUAAGUGCCUUGUAGAAGAAUUCAAACUUAGGAGUCGGAAAGGAGAAGUGACGAUUGGAUUGAGAAUGCAUGACCACCUGAGGGACUUGGGAAGAGAAAUGGCACUUGAGCUCAGCCCUCCUCAUCGCCUGUGGCGUCCUCAAGAUCUGAAAGUUUUGGAAUCAAUGGGUUUCAAAUUAAUACUCGCCAAAACCAACAUCAGGUGUUACCAUUCCAUUUUCGACAAGUCUUUGGGUUCUCAAGUUACGUUCUUUGUAGGCCAACCACGUACUUGGCUUGAGACAUCAGCUUCCUUACUAUGGCUCCAGCUAGAGGGCAAUUCCGGAGAACAACCAUGCAUCCCUUCUUGGAUUCCUCUUCAAAAUUUGCAGCGUUUGACAAUCAAAGGCGGGCAACUCAAGACGUUGUGGGAGAAUCCCGUACAGGCACCCUCUCAGUUGAAGGAGCUGCAAAUUUGUGAAACCUCUUUGAUAGAGUUUCCAGAUUUAUUGGGAGUAUCAAAAGAUAGUUUAGAAAAUAGAGGAAAGUCCAGUAGUGUCAAGACCCCGAAGACUGGCCUUGAGAAACUAGAGAUCGGUGGUGAAAAAUUUGUAUCUAAGAUAUUAAUCAGUGGAAUCCACUAUCACAGCCUUAAGUCAAUCAAACUUCAUGGAAUGGAAAAUCUUAAGGAAUUGAAUUUAAUAAGGGUAAAAACAUUAAAUUGUCUUGAUAUUAAAAAUUGUGCAAAACUCAAAAGAUUGAUAGGAACAUCCGAUCUUACAAAUCUUGUGCUAUUAAACAUUAAUCAAUGUCCAGACCUUGAGUUUGAGGACUUGCGUCUCAUGGGUAUGAAGUGUCUGGAGGGGAUAACAUUUGAUAGAAAUGUAAAGCUAAAAUAUUUUGAGUUGGGGGAUUGUCAAAAUUUGAAAUCAAUAGAUUUUGGUUGUGAAGAGCUUGUAGAAUUAACCAUUCGGGGUUGUCCAGAGCUUGUGGAGUUGCCAGCUUUUUUAGGUCCUCGUUCCCUCGAGAGGAUUAUAUUUGAUGGAUGUGGGAAACUUGAAUGUCUUGAAUUGAAUGGAUGUCAAAUGUUGAGAAGUGUCUCAGGUAACUUCGACCUUAAAGCAUUGUACAUUUAUGAUUGUCCUGAGCUUGAGGUGUUUCCAAGUCUUGCAAGACCGAGCUGCUUGCGGCAAAUUGUGAUCGACUCUUGUGAGAAGCUGCAGAACAUAUCGGGGAUUGACGACUUGCGCGGAUUAAGAUUGAUGAGACUUAUUUAUUGGAACAAUGCGGUAAUACGAGAUCGCAUUCAUAAGUUGAAGAGUGUGCCAUCAGUGGGAAUGGAUAUGAUAGGAAGAGCAGUGGAUGGAGCGGAGUCAAGUUUCAAUGAAUAUCUGUUUUCUGACGUUCAUAUUGACCUCAAUGCGAUCAUUGAAAUUGGCAGCCACGAAACUUUUCUCAAGUGGUCAGAAUUGAGUGCGGUUAUCGGAUGCUUUCUGGUUGUGAUUGAUACCUCUAUUUCAGAAGAGGGUAUAAAUAAAUUACUUCCACUCUAUGGCCCUAAGGCGCGUCAAGGAGAAUGGAUAAUUACAAUGGUGGCAUGUGAUAUUUCGAGAUACUAUUAUCUUCGGGCUAUUGAAGGAAAAUAUUUGUGGGAGAUUGUUAAAUCAGGGUAUGAGGAACUAGAUGAUUGGAAUGCCCUUACUACCAAUGAAAGAACAACAAAGAAGGAGGCGAGGAAGAACAAUGCUCAAGAUUUGUUUCACAUUCAAAUAGCUCAUGAUAAGAGAUUAUUUCCAAGAAUCUUAGGAGUAACAAUUGCCAAAGAUGCCUGGAAGACUCUACAAGAAGCUUACCAAGGUAGUGCUCAAGUUAAGGUUGUCAAGGUAUAG